GCACCUCCCGCUUUUCCCAUCAUAACAAAAGUCAAGCAAGCAAUGACGUCCCGCCGGAUUGGUCCAUCGCCAUAUCAUAUGUAGAGGAUGUCACAUGCUAUAUAAUAACUUCAAUCGUACUUCCUCACGUCGAAGGGGUGUCAUUGUCCAUCAUCUGUCAAUGUGUGCCCGUGUAGCUGUGCUUCUGUCCAUGUCCUAAAGCUCGGCGGCUGCAACUUUCUGACCUUGCCUUUCGCCACCUUCUCUCUUAUUUCCCUUCUCUUUUCGUUUCUUUUCAUAUUCUCCUUUUCCCCCCUCUUUUGCGAAGAUAUGGCACCUUCUUCGAAGAUUCGACAUAGGUUCCAAAACUCGCUGGAUAUGGUCGCUGCGCGAUGCGUUUCGUAUGUUGACCUUACUCAACCGUCCGGCACGGACAAUGCCUGGAGCAUCGUGGACUCCCCUACGCUGGGUCGAGCAGGCAAUAUGGACUCUCCUACGCUAGGCAAAUUAGGCAUGAUCGACUCUCCUACCCUGGGAGAUACUGAUAUGAUCGACUCCCCGAUAUUGGGCAGAAUGUCCAGUAUCGCACGACGACUAGAGUGGAUUUCAGCAGAACCGUCGCCAGUACUACCCAUGAUCGAAAUCGACGAGACUCCAAUUGGGGUCAAGACGGUCAAGGUGGAACCGUUACAUAUACAUAAGAAGGCCAAUGUUACGCCUAUAGAUGUCAAAAAGAUCCGGCGAAGGGGCUUCACGACUGGAGUUCAGCUCGUUCUUCCCCCCUCUCCUCUUCCGCCACCGCGAUCGCCGCUGGGGUUACCUCCCUUCACUGCAACGACACCUCAAACCGCUCUCACGUUCACCGCAGAAUGGGAUUUGACCCAGAGCAGUUUCGUCUUCACUCCUUUCCAGACAUCUUAUCCGCCAUCUGCAACUAGCCCCUUCAUGGUCGUCAGUCCCGUACCUGAUGACAUCGGUGUCGACGCCAUGUCAGUGACAGAUGUACAUACUACUGAGAUUGCACAGCCGGAUAGCCCGACUAGCUCAAUCAGCAGCUCUCCUUGUUCAGAGAUCUUCGACACCGAUUUCAUCUAUCAUUCACGCAAGAUGUCAUCUUCUACAGCUCCAUCUUCCGCAGCGCCCUUGUCGGCCAAACCAGAGUCCUCGUCAACAUCGUUGACGAAAGAGCUGACUAUCCAUCUUUUCGAAGAGGAACUCAACCGAAGCAUUCCCCCGGCUUCCCGCGAUACCGAGUUCGAUAAGGGUCUCUAUGAGGACAUUGAUGAGGAUCUGUUGAUGGCACCGAUGGAUGUCUUUGAGCGGCUGCUUUGGGAGUCGACUGUGGAAUCCGAAGCCCGAGUUGCCCAAUAUGUUCCGGAAGAGAUUAUCGUGAAGCCGGCCAGAUUGUCUUAUGGGGAUAGGAUUGACCCCAAUGUUCCACGCCAUCCAUCGCAGGAGAACAUACCGCUUACUGUUGAGACCAGCCUCCCACCACUUCGCGACAGGCGAAUCAAUGUGCCAAGCCCUCGUGGGCCUCGGCCUCGUCGCAAACGCAACUUCAGCGAAGAUUUCGUUGGCGGAGUGUUCAAGCAUUGAAGCACGUUGGGUUAGGACAAAGGACUAAUAGUGCCAGGGACACUCACUAAUCAUGAAAUUACGACGAUUCGUAACUUAACAUUCGUUGUAUAUUCCUUUUACACUUUGGGGCGGUUUAUUUUGGAUGGAGAAUGUCUUGUUGUACUUGUAUGUAAUCUUCACAGCUUGAUCAGAGCAUGUCUUUGUUGGAGACACCUCUUAGUCAGCAGCUAUCUGAAGUGCUUGGAAGUUUGGCAGGACGACUUCGACAAUCGCAUGUACUUGUCUUUGCACAUGCAUAACAAUCUGUGUGGGAUAAUGAUUUGAUACGUUGAUUUGCAGUAGGGCCUUCGGAGCAACAGUAUGCAGAUUGGACCUUGAUCCACACAUGCCCAAAACGUUUGCCUUUCCAGUGCUAAUCAAUGAUUUAAGCGUCU
This is a messenger RNA of Somion occarium, 1991 nucleotides long. The record is from the annotation of a GenBank genome assembly. NCBI's taxonomy places the organism in Eukaryota, Fungi, Basidiomycota, Agaricomycetes, Polyporales, Cerrenaceae.